GGUACCAUGGAAGAACGGAUUUACAAGCGCCAGGUCACGAAGGAGUCGACAUCACUGCGUGUGGUUGAUGAAGCACAAAUCCAGCGACAUUUCGCGGGUCUUGAUUUGUUGGAACUGUACAAGUUUGAUCCGGAUGAGUUGCCGAAUGAUGGAAACACUUCAACAAAAUCACUGAUGGCGCCACCGAAAGAUCGAAUGUUGGCUGAUAUCAUCCUAUCACAUAAUGAUUGCAUCGUGAAUUACAUCCUGCAUGACUCAUUGUUCGAAAAUCUGGAAGAGGAGAAGCUCACCGAUCAGGAAUGUAGGGAAGCCUGGGAAGAUUAUGAGAGAGAGAAGUCUGGUUUGGUUCGGAACAAUGGCAUGUUCAACGACAAUGUAGCUAUGAUGCAGGAGUUUGACACUAAUUGCGCCAAAUCUGUGAGGCAAUACUGA
Molecule: messenger RNA, 432 nt
Organism: Gongylonema pulchrum
Lineage: Eukaryota; Metazoa; Nematoda; Chromadorea; Rhabditida; Gongylonematidae
Source: the annotation of a GenBank genome assembly